CAACUAACAAACGAAGCAAAUUUGUCGAAACCGACCAGACAUAUUUUUUUGUGAGAAACUGACGCGCGAUCGAAUGCAAAUACGCGCGCACAAGUCAACUGACAGCAUUCAGAUAGUGAAAAAACAAUAAUUAUAUUAACAUUGUUCACACUCUUAAAACUAAACCAUAAUGGAUGAGUCACGCGAGGAAAGCCAAUUUAUUGUAGAUGAUGUGAGCAAAACAAUUAAAGAAGCAAUCGAGACAACUAUCGGUGGCAAUGCGUACCAGCACGAUAAGGUAAACAACUGGACCGGCCAGGUGGUCGAGAAUUGCCUGACUGUGCUAACCAAGGAACAGAAGCCAUAUAAAUACAUUGUCACCGCUAUGAUUAUGCAAAAGAAUGGCGCUGGAUUACACACGGCCAGCUCCUGUUACUGGAACAACGACACCGACGGCAGCUGCACAGUGCGCUGGGAGAAUAAGACCAUGUACUGCAUUGUGUCCGUUUUCGGCCUUGCCGUUUAAACCACAAUAAGAUAAAAAAAAGCAAAAACAACAAGAAACAAACAAAUCACUAAACUAACAACUUAAAUGGGGGAGGGAUUAACAAGAUUGCCUUGCAUUUGUUUUGCGUCUUACACACACACACAACCCAAUCGGGUAUCAAUACUCUUCUAUUUUGCAUCAGAGAUCUAGUUGUUAGAAUCACAAACACCAGGAAUCUACAAAAUUCUAAAAGACGAGCAAAGCAAUGUCGAAUUCUGAGAAUACAACUCCAAACACCCAGCUAAAUUUCCAAUUACGUAGCAAAAUGAAAUGUUCAUGUAUUAUUUUUUUAUUUCCGAUUAACAAAGAGUGCACACAAUGUGUUGAAUGUUA
Messenger RNA from Drosophila innubila, 859 nucleotides. RefSeq names its product dynein light chain Tctex-type (gene Dlc90F). Lineage: Eukaryota; Metazoa; Arthropoda; Insecta; Diptera; Drosophilidae. Gene Ontology annotation, biological process: microtubule-based movement. Bases 170 to 505 code for a protein of 111 amino acids. The transcript is spliced from 2 exons. Gene Ontology annotation, molecular function: dynein intermediate chain binding. The record is from RefSeq and is a predicted model, not a curated record. Gene Ontology annotation, cellular component: cytoplasm; cytoplasmic dynein complex.